Oenanthe melanoleuca is the source of this 849-nucleotide messenger RNA. RefSeq names its product feather keratin-like. The transcript has 3 exons. Bases 61 to 678 code for a protein of 205 amino acids. NCBI's taxonomy places the organism in Eukaryota, Metazoa, Chordata, Aves, Passeriformes, Muscicapidae. Gene Ontology annotation, molecular function: structural constituent of cytoskeleton. Gene Ontology annotation, cellular component: intermediate filament. The record is from RefSeq and is a predicted model, not a curated record.
CAUGAUGCGCACACGGGUUAGGAAAUACGGUACCAUUGGAAUUGCAGCACUUGAGAUGGGAUGCGCAUUUGUAAUUACGGUAGCUCUGCCUGGAUGCACAUUUGGAAUUACGGUAGUUGUGGUGCGCGUGGGUAUUUGGAAAUGCGGCAGUUGUGGAUACGCACUUGGAAUUACGGUAUCAUGCAGCGAGAGCUUCCUCACGUCCAACCCGUGGUUUUUUGGGGAGCAGAAGGACCCAAAACCAGUCAGGUUUUCUCCUCUGAGCUCCUUUGGGUCGUGUGUGGAGAGGGAUGGAGGCUGGGAAAGGGGACCCUCCACACCACACCCAUGGCCUGCUACGACCUCUGCCGACCCUGCGGACCCACCCCGCUGGCCAACAGCUGCAACGAGCCCUGUGCCCUGCAAUGCCAGGACUCCCGCGUCAUCAUCAACCCUUCCCCUGUGCUGGUCACCCUGCCAGGACCCAUCAUGACCUCCUUCCCCCAGAGCACCGCCGUCGGAUCCACCUCCUCGGCUGCCGUGGGCACUGAACUCAGUGUGCAGGGACAGCCCAUCUCUGGGGGAUUUGGUGGCUUUGGUGGUUUUGGCUAUGGCCGUGGAUUUGGCUAUGGGCUGGGCUGUGGCUAUGGUCUGGGAGGCCUGGGCUUCUAUGGCCGAAGGGGUGGCUACAACUGCUAAGGACUCUCAGCACUGUUUCUGUCACCAACCAUCAUCUCAGGGCUCUGGGAACACCUCCUGCAACUAAAGCGUCCUGGCUGAGGGUCAUCCUGCUCACACAUCACCACAGAUUAUUUCCACUUCUUUCUCCUGACUUUUAAUUCUGUCACAUCAAUAAAGUUUUCUUGCAUC